Messenger RNA from Limulus polyphemus (Atlantic horseshoe crab), 1797 nucleotides. Its product is annotated as canalicular multispecific organic anion transporter 2-like. Gene Ontology annotation, molecular function: ABC-type transporter activity; ATP binding. The coding region runs from base 37 to 1665 and encodes 542 amino acids. The record is from RefSeq and is a predicted model, not a curated record. Gene Ontology annotation, cellular component: membrane. The transcript has 12 exons. Gene Ontology annotation, biological process: transmembrane transport. Lineage: Eukaryota; Metazoa; Arthropoda; Merostomata; Xiphosura; Limulidae.
GGCCGUUAAAAACAAGAAGAUAGAACGGCGGUAAGCAUGGAAACGUUUUGUGGUUCGAAACUUUGGGAUCAGCAGCUGACAUGGAAUACAACAAAUCCUGACUUAACUCCUUGUUUCCAGAAGACAAUAUUAGCUUGGGUUCCAUUUGGGUUUCUCUGGCUGUUGGCUCCUUGGGAAACAUUUAAUCUUCUUACCUCAAAAAACCGCUACAUACCCUGGACAGUCAUCAACAUUUUGAAACUUAUUUUGACCUCAGUAUUGGCAUUUUUGGCUCUAGUAGAACUUAGUCAUAAUGUUCAUCGAAGUGUGGCCUUAGCAGAAACUGUACCAAAUGUUGACUUUCAAACUCCUUUUCUGAAGUUAAUAUCAUUUCUUCUCGUCAUAGUCUUGGUGUUAACAGGGAGAGUUCGAGGGAUUGUUUCUUCAGGAGUCCAAUUCUUUUUUUGGGUUCUCUUAGCGAUCUCAGGUCUAGUCACUUACCGUUCAAUUAUACAGGAGGCAGUAAAUGAAAUGACCAUCAGAGAUAUAGCCACAUUUUCCACUGCAAUGAUUUAUUACCCAGUUGUUUUAGUGUGCCUUAUUCUUUCUUGUUUUGCUGAUGCCAAACCCCAAUACAGGGAGUAUCAACCUAGUCCUGAUGAGGAUGAAUGUCCAGAACAAAAUUCCUCUUUCCUGUCUCGUUUAUUGUUCUCAUGGUUUACAGAGAUGACACUCAUUGGAUGGAAAAGAUCCCUUGUACAGUCAGACCUGUGGGCUCUUAAUUUUGAGGAUAAAGCAGAAAAUGUUGUGCCAAAAUUUGAUCGUUAUUGGCAAGAACAAAUAUCCAGGUGUCAAAUCCUUUCAAGUUCUGCAACAUAUAGUCCUCGAAGACAGAACAGAGAAGAAGUAAAAUUCGCUCACACACCAACAAAAAUUCAACCCAACAUAGUAACAGCUUUAUGGAAAACUUUUGCUCCGUUAUUUCUUUAUGGCUCUCUGUGCAAAGUUUUUCAUGAUCUCAUCAUAUUUGUCAACCCACAGCUAUUAAAGCUUUUAAUAGGAUUUGUUUCAAGUAAUGAACCUGUGUGGAAGGGAAUUUUUUAUGCUGUCUUGAUGCUUGUUGCCUCAUCUAUCCAAUCUCUCACAUUGUCAUUUUAUUAUCAUCACAUGUAUAUUGUUGGAAUGAGAAUGCGUACAACCAUAAUCUCUGCAAUUUACCGAAAGGCUCUUGUAAUGUCUAAUGCUGCAUAUAGAAAAUCUACUGUAGGAGAAGUUGUUAACCUUAUGUCUGUGGAUGCUCAACGAAUUAUGGACCUUAUGAAUUUCCUAAAUCUGCUUUGGUCAGCUCCUUUACAAAUAAUCCUCGCUAUGUACUUUUUGUGGAAUGUGUUGGGGGCAGCUGUCUUUGCUGGUGUUGGUCUUAUGGUGCUUAUGAUUCCUCUUAAUGGAGUAAUAGCCAGUUUUUCAAGAAAAUUACAGGCCAAACAGAUGAAAACAAAAGAUCAGAGGAUAAAACUAAUGAAUGAAGUUCUGAAUGGGAUUAAAGUUUUAAAGCUGUAUGCAUGGGAAGAACCAUUUCAACAACAAAUUCUAAAUAUCCGUCUGAGUGAGGUACAAGAUCUGAAGAAGAUAGCAUACUUAAAUGCUGUCAAUGUAUUUCUGUGGAUAUCGGCACCAUUUUUGUAGCACAAUGUGCCUGAAAAGAAAUUAUGAUGAACUAUCAAUGGGUCACAAGGCAAACAUCUUGACAUCCAUACAGUGGAAGUUACACAACCAUUUACUUCAACUAAGGUUUUUCCAGGACUGCAAAUGUAACAG